Nicotiana tabacum (common tobacco) is the source of this 1962-nucleotide messenger RNA. RefSeq lists its product as uncharacterized. The record is from RefSeq and is a predicted model, not a curated record. Lineage: Eukaryota; Viridiplantae; Streptophyta; Magnoliopsida; Solanales; Solanaceae.
ACGGUCGAGGAAUAUUGUCGUUGACAAAUUAUCCACUCCAACCUAUUAAACUUUGCCAUUUAUAAAGUUGUCCCUUUUGGAAAUUGCAGUAGUAGUUUGAUGAAUUUGGUAUCAUUUUAAGAACCCAAAAAAGGAAUUUUCUCAAAAGUUGAAUUUACUAGAACAUUAGUUGUUUCAUAUAAUUAGACAAAAAAGUUCUUGCAAUAUUCAUUCUUAUCCUAUCAGUUGUAAUUUUGUUAAAAUUCCAAUUUGUUGUGUUUUUGAGAAUUUGAAAGAAGAAAAUGGGAGCGUGUGGAUCAAAAACUAGAAGGUGCAUAGGAAUGAAUGAUCUUCAUAUGAAGAAACAUCAAGAAGGGAGGAACACUGUAUCUCACAAGCUCAAUAAGAUUGAACCAUCUUCUAAGAAUAUUUCUUGCUCCAUAACUACAUCCAAAGGAAAUGCAGAAUUUGACUCUGGGCCUGAGGUGAUGAUUGAAUCGGAAAGUAGCAAUGAUUUUCAUAGCGCGCAAGAUGUAUUUUCACAGAGUGGCAGUGGAUCUUUUUCAACUGUUAUUUCUCCAAGGUUUUAUGAUACUGUUUGUUGCAACAGUAAUGCUGCUUUUGAGUCCGCAGCAAAACAUGAACAAUCAUUUGCAAUUGCGGAACCAAAUAUUGUCAGAGAAGUUUCUGUAAAAAGAAAAUCUUCUAAGGAUCCUCAGCUGAAAUUGCACAAUCCUCAAAAUGAAAUGACGGUUCCACGCCCUAUUGAGAAAGUGUCUAGCAGAAACAUGGAUAAAAAUGCUGAAGGAGUUCAGCUCGAAAAGAGAAAAUCUGCAAUCCCAAGCUCACCAGGCACCAGAAGGAAAUCAUCUCUAACCAAAAUAUUAUCUUUUAAACGGAGAGAAGCCUAUUCAAAUUCUGCAUCAUUGUCGUCAAAGGCCUCUCUGCGAAGACCAGUCGCUGGUUCUCAAGUUCCAUGCAGCCCGCAGUCGGCUAAACUGUCCAACUCUUGGUCAUCAAUUGAGCCAAAUACUUUUAAAGUUCGUGGUAAAAGAUACAUUAGGGACAAGAAGAAAGAGUUUGCUCCAAACCAUGCUGCAUUUUAUCCUUUUGGGGUUGAUGUAUUCUUAUCACCACGAAAAAUUGAACACAUUGCACGUUUUGUGGAACUUCCAGCCGUUGAUUCAUCUGGAGUAGUUCCUCCAAUCCUUGUAGUAAAUCUUCAGAUACCAUUGUACCCUCCCACAAUCUUCAUAAAUCAACACAAUGGGGAAGGGAUGAGUUUUGUUUUCUACUUCAAGCUCUCAGAAAAUUACUCAAAAGAACUUCCAGUCCAUUUUCAAGAGAAUAUCCAGAGGUUAAUUCGUGGUGAAAUAGAGAAGAUCAGAGGUUUUCCUGUAGAUAAAAAUGUACCCUUCAGGGACAGAUUGAAAUUCUUGGCGCGAGUUGUAAACAUAGAGGAUCUUCAGUUAAGUGCAGCUGAGCAGAAGCUCAUGAACGCUUACAAUGAAAAGCCUGUGCUCUCACGUCCUCAACACGAAUUUUAUUUGGGAAAAAACUAUUUUGAGAUUGAUUUUGACAUUCAUAGAUUCAGUUAUAUCGCCAGAAAAGGAUUGGAAUCUUGUAAAGACAGAUUAAAGAACUUCAUCCUUGAUUUUGGUCUAACAAUUCAGGGAAACAAGACAGAGGACUUGCCAGAAAAUAUGUUAUGCUGUAUUAGAUUGAAAGAGAUAGACUACACCAAUUAUCAACAGCUAGGCUUCUGAAUUAAGUAUACAAAAAGUACGCGGCUCAACAUGGUGAACCUAUAUGACAGGUCGAAAAAACUACUCAUUUACUCUAUAGGAACUUAGACUCUCUCUCUCUCCUUAUGUGUGACUUAAUUACAAAAUAAGAUCAUGGUAUGCUUUUACGGGUGAUCUCGAUUUCUUAAGGAAUUUCUAGUCAUUCAGAUGACUAUGGUUUCACUCUUGCGAGUUUAAA